AUGGCGGGCGGGGUCUUAGACGUGGACCCGUCGAUGAUCAAGGCGAACCCGAAGAUGAUCGCGGGCGUCGUCGCCGCGGUGAUCUUCGUGAAGUACGUCGCCCUGAACGUCCUCCACGACUGGUUCGUGGAGCUCUCGCACACGCAUCACGCGAUGGGAUUCAUCCUCUUGAUGCCGUUCGUCGCCGCGGCGUUCAUCCUGCUGCUCAUGGUCAUCGUGACGUACGCGUCGUUCCCGCACGACUUCGUCGGGCUGAAGCUGCAUAACCCCAAACACUUCGCGAUCAUCGCGCGGCGGACGUGGAGCAGCAUGACGAAGAACAACUAUAAAGUGCAGGCGAAGGACCUGUGA
This is a messenger RNA of Micromonas pusilla CCMP1545, 351 nucleotides long. RefSeq lists its product as uncharacterized. Bases 1 to 351 code for a protein of 116 amino acids. NCBI's taxonomy places the organism in Eukaryota, Viridiplantae, Chlorophyta, Mamiellophyceae, Mamiellales, Mamiellaceae. The transcript has a single exon. The record is from RefSeq and is a predicted model, not a curated record.